ACCCGCAGUCACGGACCAGUCACCACCGGACUCGUAACUUGCCGGUCAGCAAUGUAUCGGUCAUGUGUGGUGAGGAGCAGAAAGAGAACUUGUGUGGAGCCCUGGGUUAUUGGCCUCAUCUCUUUUUUAUCCCUGAUUGUCUUGGCAGUGUGCAUCGGACUCAUUGUUCACUAUGUCAGAUACAAUCACAGGAGAACCUACAAUUAUUACAGCACAGUGUCAUUCACAAGUGACAAGCUAUAUUCUGAGUUUGGAAGAGAGGCUUCUAGAAAUUUCACGGAAAUGAGCCAGAGAAUUGAAACUAUGGUAAAAAAUGCAUUUCAUAAAUCUCCACUAAGGGGACAACUUGUCAAGGCUCACAUUAUCAAGUUCAGUAAAGAAGAUGAUGGAGUGUUGGCUCACAUGCUGCUGAUUUUUCGAAUUCGCUCUACUGAGGAUCCUGAAAUUGUGCAUAAAAUUAUUGAAUAUGUUCUUCAUGAAAAGCUGAAAUAUGCUACGGGACCUCCCAAUGUUGAUCCUGAAUCAGUUAAAAUUAAAAAAAUCAACAAGACAGAAUCAGACAACUAUCUCAACCAUUGCUGUGGGACACGACGGAACAAAUCCACAACACAGACUAGUGUGAGGAUUGUUGGGGGAACACCGGCAGAAGAGGGAGAAUGGCCCUGGCAAAGCAGCCUGCGGUGGGAUGGGUCUCACCGCUGUGGAGCAACUUUGAUCAACAACACGUGGCUUGUGAGUGCCGCUCACUGCUUUCGAACGCACAAGGACCCAUCCAGAUGGAGUGCUUCCUUUGGGGCAACAUUACAGCCUCCAAAACUGACAACAGGCCUCCGGAGAAUAAUUGUUCAUGAAAACUACAAAUACCCGUCACAUGACUAUGACAUUGCACUGGCAGAGCUGUCUAAGCCAGUCCCCUGCACAAAUGCGGUGCAUAAGGUUUGUCUCCCUGAUGCAAACCAUAAAUUUCAGCCGGGGCAGAGGAUGUUUGUGACAGGAUUUGGAGCAGUGAAAAAUGAUGGUUUCACCCAGAAUUACCUUCGGCAAGUACAGGUGGAUUACAUAGAUACCCAAACCUGCAAUCAACCUCAAUCUUACAAUGGUGCCAUCACUCCUAGGAUGUUGUGCGCUGGCUUCUUAAAAGGAGAAAAGGAUGCAUGCCAGGGUGACUCUGGAGGCCCACUUGUUACGCCAGAUGUUAGAGAUAUCUGGUACCUUGCUGGAGUAGUGAGCUGGGGAGAUGAAUGUGGCCAACCCAACAAGCCUGGUGUUUACACUAGAGUGACGGCCUUCAGAGACUGGAUUGCUUCCAACACUGGUAUCUAAACCAGAGAGAUCCAGAGGGAUGAAAUGGAUGGUUUUGUCUUUAGACUGUUCUUGGAGACACUCAAAUGGAAAAGAAGACUUGCAAAUGAGGAGGGCCCGAAACACCACAUGGAACAAUCUGAAGUGUAUAUUUCCUUCCCAGCUUUGCUUUUCAGACAAACAUCUUGCUGCUGCCAGAUGGACUCUGCCAAUCUACACUCAUUUAUUUUCUACAAGUUUCCUGUCUCCCAAAUUUUGGCUCAACCAUCUAAAGUAUUCAUGGAUACAUAAAACGUGAAGCUGAAGCAACCCUUUCCUUCAUCCAUCAGCUUCUCUCAGAUUAGUAAACUUCUAUUUUUCAAGUGUAAGAAAAGGAAUACAGUAAAAUAUAAAAAGAAAAAACCUUACAUCAGCAAUAUCUUAAAGUAGAAUGUGGGGAAUGAUCAUAUUCAUUAUAAAAGACGAGCAAGCAGGUGCAUAAGCAGAUUGCUCAAAAUUCUACGUUGGAUAAGAAGUUGAAGAAACAGAGAAACUAAUACAUAACUUAAUUUUCUUCCUACAUAACUAAUAAGAGCAACAUAAGGGAUAUUAUUUCCUGUGGCUACAGUAGUCAUAUGAAUUCUUUGUAAUGUACUUGUUAUGAACAAACCAAAGCAAAGAUUAUUUAUUUGCAAUUGACCUGCAGAGGAUGCCGAUGGACAGCCAGUGAUGAAACAAACAAAUCACCUACUUGCUUGACAUUAUAACAUGAAAAUUAAUGAAGGAAUGGAGGGUGUGUAGUAUGUUACUAAUCAAUUUACUGAAAAGUUUCUCAAGGUUUGAGGGUAAAUUAAAGGUUUAUUUCAAAAUAAUCACCUCACCCUGCGUGGUAAAAUAAUUGUAUACUUGAAUGGAAUUUAAAAAGACUCAGUCUAAACUAA
Molecule: messenger RNA, 2222 nt
Organism: Mastomys coucha (southern multimammate mouse)
Lineage: Eukaryota; Metazoa; Chordata; Mammalia; Rodentia; Muridae
Product: transmembrane protease serine 11E
Exons: 10
Coding region: 52-1323 (423 amino acids)
Biological process (GO): proteolysis
Cellular component (GO): plasma membrane; extracellular region
Molecular function (GO): serine-type endopeptidase activity
Source: RefSeq, a predicted model, not a curated record